This is a messenger RNA of Cydia amplana, 6399 nucleotides long. RefSeq names its product myosin heavy chain, non-muscle (gene zip). The record is from RefSeq and is a predicted model, not a curated record. The coding region runs from base 427 to 6342 and encodes 1971 amino acids. The transcript is spliced from 28 exons. Gene Ontology annotation, molecular function: actin filament binding; microfilament motor activity; ATP binding. NCBI's taxonomy places the organism in Eukaryota, Metazoa, Arthropoda, Insecta, Lepidoptera, Tortricidae. Gene Ontology annotation, cellular component: cytoplasm; myosin II complex; myosin filament.
AAAAUUCAACGACAAAAAACCGAAUCGGCAAGAUUUUGUGCUGCGUUUCUUCCUGCUAUUUAUCUAUCAGUGGAAAAACUAUUUUUCUCCGUUUCCCUUCACAAACUAUGUCUAUAACAAAAACUAUGUUAAGAUAAGUGAACGAAACAGCGUUAUAUUUAAGUCUGACAACAACAAUCUUAUACGAAUUAAGAACAAACUCAACGUGAAGUCGGGCGUCGACCGGUCCAUCCCUCCUACCGUAACCGUCGGCGACUCCGCCGCCUGUCAGUCGCAAUCUUCAUUUUGUAUCGGCGCCUCGCGCGGUCUCGGAACGCGGGUGCAUUUUUAAAAGUGUUGUGAGGUGCAGUGUCGGUCGGCGCGACCGUUUAAUGUGUUCAGUGCCGGCGUUAGUAAAGCAAGUCGAGGCGCGCGGCGUGGUUCGCGAUGGUUGACAUGGAUAGGAACGACCCGGAGCUCCGGUAUCUGUCGGUGGAUCGGAACAGCUUCAACGAUCCGGCCACUCAGGCAGAAUGGACGCAGAAGCGCUUAGUAUGGGUGCCCCACGAGACGCAAGGGUUCGUGGCGGCUGGGAUAAAGGGGGAGAGAGGAGACGAGGUGGAAGUGGAGAUCGCCGAGUCGGGGAAGCGGAUGCUGGUCCAGAUAGAUGACAUCCAGAAGAUGAAUCCUCCCAAGUUUGACAAGGUGGAGGACAUGGCGGAGCUGACAUGCCUGAAUGAAGCCUCGGUGCUGCAUAACAUCAAGGACAGAUACUACUCCGGCCUCAUUUAUACAUACUCCGGCCUCUUCUGCGUGGUGGUCAACCCGUACAAGAAGCUGCCCAUCUACACGGAGAAGAUCAUGGAGAGGUACAAAGGCAUAAAGAGGCACGAGGUACCGCCACACGUGUUCGCCAUCACCGACACAGCAUACCGCUCCAUGUUACAAGAUCGCGAAGACCAGUCCAUACUCUGUACAGGAGAAUCGGGCGCCGGAAAGACAGAAAAUACGAAAAAAGUCAUACAGUACCUCGCUUAUGUCGCUGCCUCAAAACCUAAAGGAUCUGGAGCGGGACCCUCACCACAGUUGAUAAUAGGCGAAUUAGAACAACAAUUAUUGCAAGCCAACCCCAUACUUGAAGCGUUUGGUAACGCCAAAACAGUCAAAAACGACAACUCAUCAAGAUUCGGCAAAUUCAUAAGAAUAAACUUCGACGCGUCCGGCUACAUAGCCGGCGCGAACAUUGAGACGUACCUUCUGGAAAAGUCGCGCGCCAUUCGGCAGGCGAAAGACGAGCGGACCUUCCACAUCUUCUACCAGCUCCUGACCGGGGCCACGCCGGAGCAGCGCGCGGAGUACAUACUCGAAGACCCGAAGAGUUACCACUUCCUGUCCAAUGCUGCGUUACCAGUGCCCGGGAUCGACGACGGCCUGGAGUUCCAAGCCACCAUCAAGUCCAUGAACAUCAUGGGCAUGAACAACGAGGACUUCAACUCCAUAUUCAGAAUAGUGUCCGCGACGCUGCUGUUUGGGUCCAUGCAGUUCAAGCAGGAGAGGAACUCCGACCAGGCUACGCUGCCUGAUAACACUGUUGCUCAAAAAAUUGCUCAUUUACUCGGUCUCUCUGUAACGGAGAUGACAAAGGCCUUCCUCAAGCCGAGGAUCAAGGUCGGUCGCGACUUCGUAACGAAAGCGCAGACGAAAGAACAAGUGGAAUUCUCAGUGGAAGCCAUCGGCAAGGCGUGCUACGAGCGGCUCUUCAGGUGGCUCGUCAACAGGAUCAACAGGUCUCUAGACAGGACCAAGAGGCAAGGAGCCUCCUUCAUCGGCAUCCUCGAUAUGGCCGGUUUUGAAAUCUUCGACCUCAACUCCUUUGAACAGCUCUGCAUCAACUACACAAAUGAAAAGCUCCAACAGCUCUUCAACCACACCAUGUUCAUCCUAGAGCAGGAGGAGUACCAGCGGGAAGGCAUCGAAUGGAAGUUUAUCGACUUCGGCCUCGAUCUACAACCGACCAUCGACCUUAUCGACAAACCCAUGGGCAUCAUGGCCUUGUUAGACGAGGAAUGUUGGUUCCCCAAAGCCACGGACAAAACUUUCGUUGAGAAGUUAGUCUCCGCUCACUCCGUCCACCCCAAAUUCAUGAAGACCGACUUCCGUGGCAUCGCUGACUUCGCGAUCAUCCAUUACGCUGGCAAAGUAGACUACUCUGCUGAGAAAUGGUUGAUGAAGAACAUGGACCCGCUGAACGAAAACGUGGUGUCCCUACUUCAGUCAUCCCAGGACCCUUUCGUAUGUCAUAUAUGGAAGGACGCUGAGAUCGUCGGCAUGGCGCAGCAAGCCAUGACUGACACGCAAUUCGGUGCCAGAACGAGAAAGGGCAUGUUCAGAACCGUCUCCCAGCUGUACAAGGAGCAGCUGACAAAACUUAUGGCCACACUCAGAAACACAAACCCGAACUUCGUCAGGUGUAUCAUUCCUAACCACGAGAAGAGGGCGGGCAAAAUCGAAGCCCCUCUGGUCUUAGACCAGCUCAGGUGCAACGGUGUGUUGGAGGGCAUCAGGAUAUGCAGGCAAGGUUUCCCUAACCGAAUUCCAUUCCAGGAGUUCAGACAGCGAUAUGAACUGCUCACCCCCAACAUCAUCCCUAAAGGUUUCAUGGACGGAAAGAAGGCAUGCGAGCAAAUGAUCGAGGCCUUAGAGCUCGACCAUAACCUGUACCGCGUGGGUCAGUCAAAGAUCUUCUUCAGAGCUGGAGUACUGGCCCACUUGGAAGAGGAAAGGGAUUAUAAGAUCACAGACUUGAUUGUGAACUUCCAGGCGUUCUGCCGAGGGUUCCUAGCCAGACGGAACUACCAAAAGAGAUUGCAGCAGCUGAACGCAAUCAGAAUCAUCCAGAGGAACUGCGCAGCUUACCUCAAGCUUAGGAAUUGGCAAUGGUGGAGAUUAUAUAUAAAGGUGAAACCUCUUCUAGAAGUGACGAAGCAGGAGGAGAAGCUUACGCAGAAGGAAGACGAGCUGCGCCAGAUCCGCGACAAGCUGGACACGCAGAUGAAGCGCUGCCAGGAGUACGAGCAGAAGUUCCAGCAGGCCAGCGCCGAGAAGACGCAGCUGGCUGAGCAGCUGCAGGCGGAGUUGGAGCUGUGCGCCGAGGCGGAGGAGUCCCGCGCACGCGCAGCGGCCAGGAAGCAGGAGCUGGAGGAACUGCUGCAUGACCUGGAGGGCAGGAUCGAGGAGGAGGAGGAGAGGUGCAGCGCGCUGCAGCAGGAGAAGAAACGGCUGCAGCUCAACAUCCAGGACCUGGAAGAGCAAUUGGAAGAGGAAGAGGCGGCGCGGCAGAAGUUGCAGCUGGAGCGAGUGCAGUGCGACGCCAAGCUCAAGAAGUUGGAGGAAGACCUGGCUCUCAGCGACGACACCAACCAGAAACUUGUCAAAGAGAAGAAGAUUCUAGAAGAACGUGCGAACGACCUUUCACAAGCGUUAGCCGAAGAAGAAGAAAAGGCUAAACAUCUCAGCAAGCUAAAGGCAAAGCAGGAGUCUGCCAUCGCUGAACUGGAAGAGAAACUCCUCAAAGACCAUCAACUCAGGCAGGAGGCGGAUCGCGCUAAACGCAAGCUGGAAACUGAGCUGCAGGAUGUGAAGGAACAGCUGGUUGAGAGGAAAGCGCAGCUGGAUGAGCUGCAGAUUGUGCUGGCCAAACGUGAGGAGGAGCUGGCCGUGGCCAUCGCCCGCGCCGACGAGGAGGGCGCGCUGCGGGCCGGCGCGCAGAAGGCGGCGCGCGAGGCCGAGUCGGCGCUCGCCGACGCGCACGAGGACCUCGAGGCCGAGCGCGCCGCGCGCACCAAGGCCGAGAAGCUGCGCCGCGACCUCAACGAGGAGCUCGAGGCGCUCAAGAGCGAGCUGCUCGACUCGCUCGACACCACCGCCGCUCAACAGGAACUCCGCUCGAAGCGCGAGCAAGAAGUGGCGGUUCUAAAGCGAAGCCUGGAAGAGGAGGCGGCUACCCACGAGAGCUCAUUGGCUGAACAGCGGCACAAGCACUCCCAGGAGCUGCAGCAACUCAUGGAACAGCACGAGCAGAUCAAGAAGGCUAAAGCUGGCCUCGAGAAAGCCAAGCAAGUUUUAGAAGCGGAGAAUGCCGACCUGGCCACGGAGCUGAAGUCGGCCAGCGCGGCACGGGCAGAGGGCGAGCGCCGCCGCAAGCAGGCCGAAGCUCAGCUGGCAGAACUAGCCGCCAAGUUGCAGGAGAACGAGAGGUCACGAGCGGAGGUCCAGGAGAAAUGCGUCCGUCUGCAGAGCGAGGCGGAACAAGCCUUAGCGCAGCUGGAGCAGGCCGAGCUCAAGGCCUCGGCCGCCGUCAAACAGGCCGCCACCAUCGGCGCGCAACACGCCGAGGCUCAGGCCCUAUUGGAGGAAGAAACGAAACAGAAGCUAGCCCUGCAGACGCGCCUGCGCAAUGUGGAGCAACAGCUGGAACAAGCCCGCGACCAGCUGGACGAAGAGGAGGAGGCGAAGAAGAACUUCGAGAAACAGGUCGCCGCCCUCACUAUCCAAGUGGCUGAAGCCAAGAAGAAGGCGGAGGAGGAAGCGGAAGCGGCGGCCAUCUUGGAAGAAGCGCGCAAGAAACUCAGCAAGGACAUCGAGGCCCUGCACCGGCAGAUCGACGAGCUGCAGCAGGCGAACGACAAACUUGACAAGAGUAAAAAGAAGAUCCAAGCCGAACUGGAAGACACAAACAUCGAAUUGGAAGCGCAGCGCGCCAAAGUCAUGGAACUGGAGAAGAAACAGAAGAGCUUUGACAAGGUGGUGGCGGAAGAGCGUGCGGUGGCGGAGCGCUACGCGGCCGAGCGCGACCAGGCGGAGCGCGAGGCGCGCGACAAGGAGACCCGGGUGCUGUCGCUCACCAGGGAGCUGGACGACGCUGCCGAAAAGAUCGAAGAACUAGAACGCACGAAGCGCCUCCUACAGUCCGAGCUCGACGAGCUCGCGAACACGCAAGGCACCGCCGACAAGAACGUCCACGAGUUAGAAAAGGCCAAGCGAGCGCUCGAGUCCCAGCUGGCCGAGCUCCGGGCCCAGAAUGAGGAGAUUGAAGACGAUCUGCAGUUGACUGAGGACGCUAAACUGCGCCUGGAAGUCAAUAUGCAGGCCAUGCGGGCGCAGUUUGAGAGGGAUCUCCAGGCCAAAGAAGAGCAAGGCGAGGAGAAGCGACGCGGCAUCGUGAAGCAGCUCCGCGACUUGGAGGCCGAGCUGGAGGAGGAGCGCAAACAACGAGCCGCCGCCCUCGCCAUGAGGAAGAAACUCGAAGGCGAGCUCAAGGACGCAGAGCAAGCGCUACACUUGGCCAACAAGGUGAAAGAAGACGCCACGAAGCAACUGAAGAAGCUCCAGCAGCAACUGAAGGAGGCCGUCCGCGAGGCCGAGGAGGCCCGCGCUGGCAAGGAGGAGGCGUGCGCGGGGGCGCGCGAGGCCGAGCGCCGCGUCAAGGCGCUCGAGGCCGAGGCGCUGCAGCACGCCGAGGAGCUCGCCGGCGCCGAGCGGGCGAGGCGGCAGGCCGAGGCCGAGCGGGACGACCUGCAGGACGAGCUCAACAACACCGCCAGCAAGAGUACACUUCUAGUAGACGAGAAGAAACGUCUGGAAGCGCGGAUAGCGGCCCUUGAAGAGGAUCUGGACGAGGAACAGUCCAACAACGAAAUACUCAACGACCGUCUUAGGAAGGCACAGAACCAAAUCGAUCAAAUCACCAUGGAGCUGGGCACAGAGAAGUCCGCCACGCAGAAGCUGGAGAGCGGCAAGCUGGUGCUGGAGCGGCAGAACAAGGAGCUCAAGGCCAAGCUGGCCGAGCUGGAGACUGCACAGAGGACCAAGACCAAGGGCGUGAUCACCUCGCUGGAGCUGAAGGUGGCCAACUUGGAGGAGCAGUUGGAGGCCGAGUCGCGCGAGCGCCUCGCGCAACAGAAGGCGUCGCGCAAGCUCGACAAGAAGAUGAAGGAGCUGGCGCUGCAGCUGGACGAGGAGCGCCGCCACGCCGACCAGUACAAGGAGCAGAUCGAGAAGAUGAACAAUCGCGUAAAAGCGCUCAAACGCCAGCUAGACGAGGCGGAAGAGGAGGUCCAACGCGAGAAGGUCGGCAAGCGCAAGGCGCAGCGCGAGCUCGAGGACAUACUCGAGACGCACGAGACGCUCACGCGCGAGUGCAACAACCUGCGCAACAAGCUGCGGCGGCAAGGCGGCGGUCCCAUCGGGCUCUCGAGCGGGUCCUCGUCGUCGCGCAUCAAGCGGUCCUCGCUGGCGCCCGGCGGCGGGUCCGGAGACGAGUCCUUCGACGACGUGAACGACACCACCAACAGCGUCGAGUAGACCGCGUCCUAGCAACACGGCUCAACACAUGUAGGACAUUCUCAAAUAACCUCACAG